AUGGAUUGCAUCUCCAUCGCAAACAACGAGCAUAACAGUGUCGCACGUGAGGGUGCGCAGCCUGAGGCUGCCACCCAAGCUGAGGCAGCCAGGCCCCCCACCAGCAGCGAAACAAACAAGCCCCGCCUCUCUCUCCAGCGCUCCAUCCAACUUCCAACUACUCAACCUCCCCAAACGCACACUUACUCUCUCUCUCAUUCUCUAUUCCCACCAUCUCGCGUCUACCUUCUCGUUUUCUCCUCCCUACAGCUCCGACCCAAUUCAUCCCGUCCGUCAUGUCUCUCGCCUCAGGCCCAUUCGUGGACCCCAGCUGAUGAUUCAACCACCAGAGUUACCAUCGAUGAUGACUGCAUCAACGCUUUCAACGAGCUCCGCAUGAGCCGCGGCAAGGUCAAGUUUGUUAUCUUCAAGAUCACCGACGACAAGAAGCGCGUCGUCGUCGACGAGUCGUCCAGCGACCCAGACUGGGAGGUCUUCCGCACCAAGCUUGAUGAGGCCAAGGACGCCGCUGGCAACCCUGCGCCCAGAUACGCCACCUACGACGUCGAGUACGAGAUUCCAGGCGAGGGCAAGAGGAGCAAGAUUAUCUUCAUCUCUUGGGUCCCACAAGACACCCCUACCCGCGUAAGCUUUGCCUUCUUAUCUAUUCCGGUCAAUGCAACUAACACAGAGAAUGAAUGUCAGUUGUCUAUGCUCUACGCCAGCACUCGCGAGGUUCUCAAAAACGCCGUGAAUGUCGCACAGUCCAUCCACGCCGACGACAAGUCAGACAUUGAAUGGAAGAGCGUCCUCGCCGAGGCCAGCAAGGGCAAGGCCAAAUAG
This is a messenger RNA of Talaromyces atroroseus, 822 nucleotides long. RefSeq lists its product as hypothetical. Gene Ontology annotation, cellular component: actin cortical patch; actin cytoskeleton; cytoplasm. NCBI's taxonomy places the organism in Eukaryota, Fungi, Ascomycota, Eurotiomycetes, Eurotiales, Trichocomaceae. Bases 1 to 822 code for a protein of 273 amino acids. Gene Ontology annotation, biological process: actin filament severing; actin filament depolymerization; cell motility. The transcript is spliced from 5 exons. Gene Ontology annotation, molecular function: actin filament binding. The record is from RefSeq and is a predicted model, not a curated record.